GAGACGAAGGAAACCAUCAAAGGAUCCAUAGCAGCUUCCCCCGCAUCAGAUGCCUGACCGGGGGCCGCAGGUACGCAUCGCAGACAAGAUGCCUUACAGAGACCUCAUCCAGCACUGGCACGAAGGCGUCCUGGCGGCGGAUCAAAAGGACUACGAUUUGGCUCUGGAGAAAUUCCGAAGUAUUGGGGAUCCACCGGCCAAGAUAUGGUUCAACAUCGGGAGUUUACACCUCCUCAAAGGAGAGCUCCAGCAAUCAUUAGAGGCGUUUGACACAUCGCUCGGGAAGGAUCGCUGUCUGGCUGUCGGGUUUUCCCAGAGGAGUUACGUGCAUUUCCAGUUACAAAAGUACGAGAAGGCGCUGAGCGAUUGUCACCAGGCCUCGGCUCAUCUCAGGAACAACAGUUUGAUUGACUACAAGCAGCUGGGACUGAAAUACGUGCUGCACACCUGGGAGGUUCUGUAUAACACGGCGGCCGCUCUGUGUCAGCUCGGAAGGUGGGAGAGCGCAGAGGAGAAGCUGAGGGAGGCUGUGAAGUGGGUACCGGGAGAGGCCAAGACUCCCAAACUAGAAGCCGCCUUGGAAUCAGUCCAGAGCCGAACCUUUCUGAUCCCGACGCACGUACCCGAAGGGGAACUUUUCAGACCCAAAAAGCAGGAAGUUGAGCAGCUAAAUUCUAGAGACUUCCUGGGUAAACCGAAGGUGAUCGUGUCCGUCGUCCCUAAUGACCAGUACAGUGGAUUUGAGCCUCUGCGCCCACAGAAUCGCGGUUUUUACGAGCCAGGUCCUGACGCUGUUCUCGGGCAGGAAGCCGGAUACCACCGGGUCCUAAUUCAUUAUUACCCAGAGGAUUCGAACGACGUAGCCGUGAAGGCAAAUAGCCAUGUGUACGUCCUGAACAAAGACGGGGAAUGGGCCGCCGCCGUCCACAACGGCCAGAAAAUCCUGAUUCCAACCAGUAUUCUGAAGCCAGCGAACGCGCCCAAGUCAGACAUUAAGCAAGAUGAUAACGGGAUUCCUAUGCCACCCAUGAAAAUCCCUCCUUCCCGACCAGCGAUGCCGUCCCCGCAGCAGAUGCUCUGGUUAAACAACGAUGACCAGGAUCCGUUGCUGAAGCAGAUACCCCCUCGACCUGAAGGAAAACCCCCGGCACCUUCUAAGAUGAAGAAUUCUUCGCCAGGAGAAAGUGUCGAAGAGCUGCGGACUCCGGUCAUCCCAGAGCCGUCUCGUAGGGAAAAUGCUGUCCCUUUAACAAAUCCCGUGCUCCAGAGAGACGUCCCUUUAACAAGAGCUCCGAUGCUGGAGAAAGCGCUCCCUUUAGGAAGAACGCCAUUGAUGGAGAUAAAUCCAGCGACCGAAAGACCUUCUCCGCCAACAGAUAAAGUAGCAGAGAGAUCUCCUCCAACAACAACCGAUCUUUCUAUCCUGGAAGCCAGGAAGGCUGAGCCGGAUCCCCCCCGGGGUGAGGCAGCACCACCGCCUGCCGAGGACAACGAGAUCACGUUACGGGUUCACACGGAAUUCACUGUGUCGAUGAAAGUCCAGAAGGACAUCACUUACCCUGAACUACAGGACCUGCUCAGACGCAAACUGAGACAACAUGGAGAGCAGAUGAAUAUCCAGCUGAGUUACAGGGAUUCCGAGGGGAAAGCGCUGACCCUGGUGAAGGGGGACGAAGACCUGCAGGGGAUGUUGAAACAAACGACCUCCAAGCACCUCAUGUUCUGCUGUAAGGAUGCCUAUCACUGCGUGGGGCGACCGGUCCUGUAUCGCAUGCGAGCUCUCUACCAGUUUCCAGCAGAAAGACCAGGAGAUCUGUCUUUUAACCCUGGAGAUAUCAUCGAUAUAUUGUCUGAAGUGAACGACGAGUGGUUGGAAGGUCAUUGCGCCGGCAGCAUCGGAAUAUUCCCAAACUGCUUUGUAUCGCGAUUUGAGGAAAGUUAAACUGCGCCAACCACUCAACGGGUCGCCGUCCCCGACGGACGUCCUCCGAACCACACGGAUUGAGCAAGAAACACAAGAAUUGCCUAAUCCGUCAAACACAACCGGAUUUUUUGUUUACAUUGUAAAUUAUUUUUAUUAUUAGCUCGGAUUAUUAAGAUCCAGAGCGGUCGCGCGUUCCUAAAGUGCAAUCUAUGGAGUUAUAAAAAUGUUACUUUUUGUUGACGGAUCAUUUAUAGCAGAAAUCCUGGUUUUAUUUCAAAUAGAAUUUUUUUUUUUUUUUGGGUGGAAUCACAAA
This is a messenger RNA of Spea bombifrons (plains spadefoot toad), 2237 nucleotides long. RefSeq names its product NADPH oxidase activator 1 (gene NOXA1). The coding region runs from base 50 to 1942 and encodes 630 amino acids. NCBI's taxonomy places the organism in Eukaryota, Metazoa, Chordata, Amphibia, Anura, Pelobatidae. Gene Ontology annotation, biological process: superoxide anion generation. The transcript has 16 exons. Gene Ontology annotation, molecular function: protein binding; superoxide-generating NADPH oxidase activator activity. The record is from RefSeq and is a predicted model, not a curated record.